This is a messenger RNA of Apiotrichum porosum, 531 nucleotides long. RefSeq lists its product as uncharacterized. Bases 1 to 531 code for a protein of 176 amino acids. NCBI's taxonomy places the organism in Eukaryota, Fungi, Basidiomycota, Tremellomycetes, Trichosporonales, Trichosporonaceae. The transcript has a single exon. The record is from RefSeq and is a predicted model, not a curated record.
AUGACCGUCACGAUCCCCGCCCCUACCCUGGCCGUUAACCAGACCCCUAACGACUUCACUCUGGAGACGUACGAGCGCACCGCCGCGCUGUACAUUGACAAGUCUCGCAAACCCGAGGCCACUCCCGCGCUCACCGAGUUCGCCGCGUCCAUUAAGAAGGCCGGCAGUGGCACGCGCGUACUUGAGAUCGGCUCCGGGUCCGGCGACCAGGCCGACCAGCUCGCCGCGCUGGGCCUGAGCGUCACGCGCUCCGACGCCGCCCAGGCCUUUAUCGACCUGCUCGAGGCCCGCGGGGUAACGGCGCAGAAGCUAAACGUCGUCGCCGACGACCUGGGUACUUCCUGGGACGGCAUCUACGCCAACGCGGUGUUUGUCCACCUCGACCGCGCGCAGUUUGCUGCCGUCCUCCAUCGGUCCGUCGCCGCGCUCAAGGUUGGCGGCACCCUCGCGUUCACGCUCACCAAGGGCGAGGGUGAGGCGUGGUCCGAGGUCAAGGUCGAUGCCCCCCGCUUCUUCUGUCUCUGGACCUAG